Nestor notabilis (Kea) is the source of this 5619-nucleotide messenger RNA. It is a transcript of the gene VPS13B, whose product is annotated as vacuolar protein sorting 13 homolog B (yeast). The transcript has 26 exons. Lineage: Eukaryota; Metazoa; Chordata; Aves; Psittaciformes; Psittacidae. The annotation marks the transcript as partial. The record is from RefSeq and is a predicted model, not a curated record.
GAAUCCAUGGAUCAUCUUUUGCCCUUGACAUAAAAGAUUUCCUACUUAAAACAAGUCUCAAAGAAAGAGCCAGAUCUCUGGUGGGCCCUUUUUGCUGCUCUGUUAAUGUGGAAGCCAAGUGGUGUAAACACAGUGGUGAUCCUGGCCCAGAGCAAUCUAUUCCAAAAAUAUACAUCGAUCUGAGAGGAGGACUGCUGCAGGUUUUCUGGGGUCAGGAGCAUUUGAACUGUUUAGUUCUUCUCCAGGAGCUUCUGUGGCAGUACCUUACUAAAAAGUGCAGUGUAGAGACAUUGAUAGCUAAACGUACACACCCAACUUGUUUUUCUAAGGAAAGGAAUCAGGCCUCAAAAACUGAGCAUACCUCAGAUGAUCUGAGAACUGGCCUGUUCCAGUAUAUACAAGAUGCAGAAGCACAAAAACUGCCUGGUGCCUACGAAGUUGUGUUUUACAAUGAAACCGAGGAUAGUCCAGGAAUGAUGUUGUGGAGAUAUCCAGAACCCAGAGUGCUCACUCUUGUAAGAAUUAACCCUGUUCCUUUUAAUACCACUGAAGACCCAGAUAUUAGCACUGCUGACCUUGGAGAUGUUCUUCAGAUUCCUUGCAGCUUGGAGUACUGGGAUGAGCUUCAGAAAUCAUUUGUUGCAUUCCGGGAAUUCAGUCUGUCAGAAAGCAAAGUCUGUGAACUACAACUACCAAGUAUCAACCUUGUGAAUGAUCAGAAAGAGCUCAUAGCCUCCGACCUGUGGAGGAUUGUCCUGAACAGCAGUCAGAAUGUGGCUGAUGACCAAAGCUCAGAAAGUGAAUCUGCCUCACAAAGUGCAUGCGAUCAGCUUGUGACACCCACCGCAUUAGCAGCCUGUACCAGGGUUGACUCCUGUUUUACUCCUUGGUUUGUGCCAUCACUAAGUGUGUUGAUUCAAUUUACCUGUGUGGAAGUCCACCUCUGCCAUCAUCUUGAUCAACUAGGCACAGCACCACCAAAGUUUCUUCAGCCAUUUUCAUCAGAUAAGAACAUGCCAUCUGAACUGGAAUACAUGAUAAUUUCUUUUGAUGAGCCUCAUAUAUAUCUUCGUCAGUGGAGUGAUGAAUCAAUGUUCCAGGAGAUCCAGUUUUCAACUCAAGCUGACUGUAAACUUUUGGAGUGCCGAAACGUGACUAUGCAGAGUGUUGUGAAACCUUUCAAAAUCUGGGGGCAGAUUGCUAUUUCCAACAGCACAAUGGGAAGGCUAUUGGACAGCACAAUAAUGGUGGACCCCGUUUUCAUCAACUUUGGCCAAUAUGCACUUCAUUCUCUAAAUACAGCAAUUCAAGCUUGGCAGCAGAACCAAUGCCCUGAGGCAGAGGAGUUGGUCUUCAGCCAUUUUGUGAUCUGUAAUGACACACAAGAGACACUGCGGUUUGGCCAGGUGGAUACUGAUGAAAAUAUUUUGCUGGCUAGUCUCCACAGUCACCAGUACAGCUGGCGCUCUCACAAGUCCCCACAGCUGUUACACAUCUGUAUUGAAGGCUGGGGAAACUGGCGGUGGUCUGAACCAUUCAGUGUGGACAAUACAGGGACCUUUAUUCGUACCAUUCAGUACAAGGGCCGGACAGCAUCACUUAUUAUCAAAGUUCAGCAGCUCAGUGGAGUACAAAAGCAAAUCCUAAUCUGUGGAAGGCAGACCGUCUGUAGUUACCUUUCUGAAAGUAUUGAACUGAAAGUGGUUCAGCAUUACAUUAGCCAGGAUGGACAGACCGUAGUAAAAGAACACAUCAACUGCCUCGCAGCCAAGCAGAAGUUGCCUUCAUAUGUCCUAGAAAAUAAUGAGCUCACUGAGCUGAGUGUGAAAGCUACAGGAGAUGAAGACUGGUCCCGAGAUGUAUGUCUAAGUUCUAAACAUACAGAACACAGCGCUGUCAUUCAGGUACCAUCUUCAAAGAAUUCAAUUACACAUGUGUGGUGCACAAUUUUGACUUUAGAGCCCAACUCUAAUGUCCAACAACGAUUAAUUGUUUUCAGCCCUCUUUUUAUUGUAAGGAGCCAUCUUCCAGACCCAAUUAUCAUACAUUUAGAGAAAAGAAGUCUGGGACUGACUGAAACACAAGUGGUUCCAGGGAAAGGACAGGAGAAAGCAUUGCAAAAUAUAGAACCUGAUCUUACACACCACCUGACAUUUCAAGCCAGGGAGGAAGAUGAUCCAUCAGAGUGCGCAGUCCCUAUCUCAACCAUGCUAAUUAAGCAGAUAGCAACUAAAUCCCAUCAGGGUGGCAAUGUCAGCCAAAUACUGUCCGAGUUCUAUGGCACCACUAAUCCUCCCCAGCCUACAUGGCCGUAUAAUAGGAAGGAUUCAGACAGUAAUGAACAACUCUCCCAGUGGGAUAGCCCAAUGCGGGUAAAGUUGUCGGUGUGGAAACCGUGCGUUAAAACUCUGCUGAUUGAACUUCUGCCGUGGGCUUUGCUUAUCAAUCAGUCCAAGUGGGACCUCUGGCUGUUUGAAGGAGAGAAGAUUGUUCUUCAAGUACCUACUGGGAAAAUAAUUAUACCUCCCAACUUUGAGGAAGCUUUUCAGGUUGGAAUAUACUGGGCAAACACUAAUACUGUGCACAAAUCAGUGGCAAUUAAACUGGUUCAUAAUGUGACCUCCCCGAAAUGGAAGGAUGCCGAUAAUGGGGAAGUAGUAACAUUGGAUGAAGAAGGUUUUGUUGAAGCUGAAAUAAAACUUGGUGCUUUUCCAGGUCAUCAAAAGUUGUGUCAGUUCUGCAUUUCUUCAAUGGUUCGACAAAGUAUACAAAUUCUACAGAUAGAAGAUAAGACAACAAUAAUCAAUAGUACACCAUAUCAAAUCUAUUAUAGGCCACAGCUUUGUAUUUCCAAAACCCACUCAGAAGAAGAGGACUUCCACUCACCAGACAGUACAGUGUUCAGUGUCAGUCCAGCUGGGACACCACCCAGUGAGGUGCUGAGUGCUGUGCCCUUCUGGGACCUGAUGUCAGACGCCACUCCCUUAACUUCAGGGGUACCUCUUACUGAAAAACGCAUGCUGCUGAGUUUCAGUCCAGGCGGCUGCACUGGGAGCUGUGAGCUGUGGAGUCUACCAGCUGUCAUUAAACAAGAGGUCGCUAGACAGAGCGUGGCAGUGCCCACAGGGGUCCGUAGUGAAAGUGGAUUUUGUACCAGAGCUAUAGCACUUACUUACCAAGAGUAUCUUGGCGUGACAUACCUAACACUUACAGAAGAUCCUAGCCCUCGUAUAAUUAUUCACAAUAGGUGCUCUGUUCCAUUGCUUGUAAAAGAGAACUUCAAAGAUACACCAAAGUUUGAAGUUUAUUGUAGAAAGAUUCCAGCUGAACAUUCAGUUCAUCAUGAACUUUACCAUCAAGUUUCCAGCUAUCCAGAUUGCAAAACAAGAGAUUUGUUGCCCAGCAUUCUUCUGAAAGUGGUGUCAUACGAUGAAUUAGUAAAUGAAUGGAGUGAUUUUGUGGACAUCAACAAUCAAGGAACACAGAUUGUGUUCUUAACUGGCUUUGGCUAUGUUUAUGUGGACAUUGCCCAUCAGUGUGGAACAAUAGUCAUAACCUUGGCCCCAGAAGGAAGAGCAGGACCCGUCGAGAUCAACCUCAACAGAAGUCAAGAGCAGACCCUAUCACUGAAAAUGUUCAUCUGUCAGUUAAGUCUUGCCGCAUUUGAUGAUAUUACAAACCACAAAGUGUCAUCUGAACUUCUGCGUCUCACAGCAGACCACGUUUUCCUCCACAUGGCCCCAGCCACCAGCUACCUGAGACCCCUAUCGCAGGAGUUCCAGCGGGACGCCGUGGAAGGCCUCCCACAAUUUCAUAGUCUCCAAGUGUAUUGUGAAGACUUGCAACUAGACAAUCAGUUGUACAGCAAAUCCAAUUUCCAUUUUGCAGUCCUGCUGUGCCAAGGAGAGAAAAAUGAGACUGUGCAGUGGUCCAGAGUGAACAACCUCAUUGUUUGUAACAAAGAUUUGGAAAGCUAUAAGGAAAACUGUUUUAUAAAACUCUGCAUUGCUUUUUCUGAGGAAGAGAAUUUCAUGUUUCACAUAAAUGACCUCAGCUUUGAACUCAAACCAGCUAGGCUGUAUGUGGAAGACACUUUUGUUUACUACAUUAAGACUUUGUUUGAUACGUAUCUUCCAGAAAACAAAACCGCUUUUCAAUCCGUGAAUACUUCAGAUACUACCCUGAUGCUGCCUGAACAAGUGAGAGAGCAUGCGAGAGCUUUAGUCAAGCCAGUGAAGCUACGAAAAUUAACAAUACAACCUGUUAAUCUCCUUGUCAGUAUUCAUGCUUCAUUGAAACUAUAUAUAGCCUCAGAUCAUACCCCUCUCUCUUUCUCUGUGUUUGAGCGAGGACCCAUCUUCACCACUGCCAGGCAACUUGUCCAUGCCUUGGCCAUGCAUUAUGCUGCUGGAGCACUUUUCCGAGCAGGCUGGGUUGUCGGAUCGCUGGAAAUUCUUGGGAGCCCCGCUAGCCUGGUGAGAAGCAUCGGGAAUGGCAUAGCCGAUUUCUUUAGGCUCCCUUAUGAAGGGCUGACCAGAGGCCCGGGAGCAUUUGUCAGUGGAGUUUCCAGAGGAACGACAUCAUUUGUAAAACACAUUUCCAAAGGUACACUGACGUCAAUUACCAAUCUGGCAACAAGUCUUGCUCGGAAUAUGGAUAGGCUGUCACUGGAUGAGGAGCAUUACAACAGACAAGAAGAAUGGAGAAGGCAGCUUCCAGAGAGCCUGGGAGAAGGACUGAGACAGGGGCUCUCUCGUUUAGGCAUUAGCCUUCUAGGUGCAAUUGCUGGGAUCGUGGAUCAGCCAAUAAGGAAUUUUCAGCGAGUAUCUGAGGCCCAAGCUUCAGCUGGGCAUAAAGCCAGGGGCGUCAUCUCGGGUGUGGGGAAAGGAAUCAUGGGGGUCUUCACAAAGCCCAUUGGAGGAGCAGCUGAGCUUGUCUCCCAGACAGGUUAUGGUAUUUUGCACGGAGCUGGACUUUCUCAGCUUCCCAAACAGCGCUCUCAUCCAGAUGAUCAACGUGUUGAGCAGGCUCCAAAUAGCCACGUCAAAUACGUCUGGAAAAUGCUGCAAUCUCUGGGGAGGCCAGAGGUCCAUAUGGCCUUAGACGUCAUGAUAGUGAGUGGAUCAGGCCAGCAGCAUGAAGGCUGCUUGCUGCUCACCUCAGAGGUACUCUUUGUGGUCAGCAUCAGCGAAGACACACAACAGCAAGCAUUCCCUGUGACUGAAAUAGAUUGUCUGGAAGAUGAUCAGCAAAAAGACCUGCUGAAAGUGCAGCUAAAACAAGAGAGAGUGCCUUCUGAUUUGGAGGCAGAUGGAGCUAGAGAGAGACUAUCAGAACAACAAUACAACCGCCUUGUGGAGUACAUCACAAAGACAUCGUACCACCUCACUCCCAGCACCUCAACAGUGCCAUCAUUGCAGACCAUGGCUACUGAACACCUUCCAACUACAAUGAAAACAUACCAAUAUGUAGUUGAUCCAAAUUUUGCCCAAGUAUUCAUUAGCAAAUUCACCAUGGUGAAAAAUAAAGCCUUGAGGAAAGGAUUUAAUUAAUAAUAAUUUGUGGUGAGUAUAGCAAUGUCUUACCGUUUUGAAAAUAAUGCUUUCUCUGCAGUAACCU